This is a messenger RNA of Tachyglossus aculeatus (Australian echidna), 4121 nucleotides long. RefSeq names its product maestro heat-like repeat-containing protein family member 1. Gene Ontology annotation, cellular component: cytoplasm. NCBI's taxonomy places the organism in Eukaryota, Metazoa, Chordata, Mammalia, Monotremata, Tachyglossidae. Bases 99 to 3929 code for a protein of 1276 amino acids. The record is from RefSeq and is a predicted model, not a curated record. The transcript is spliced from 35 exons.
ACCUCUUCAGUGUUCCAAGGCUCUGAGAGGGCAAGACGGGGGUUGGGGACAUUUUCCUGAUGGAUAGUAUUUACUCAUAGAAAACAGUAUUUUCUUCUAUGGAGAAAGAGGCAGAUACUGGGACCCCGGUGGAGGACCCAGUCACUGAAUUCUCAGCACUGUAUUCACAGAUAAGCAAUUGUUCUGGUGAAUUCUCAGUCGUUAAGAGAGAAGCUGCCCUCCUUCAGCUCCUAGACCUAGCCUCUGAGCAUCUGGAGAAACUUCUUGCCUUCUUGUUCCAAAAGAUUGAGGAAGAAGAGGGAAAUGAAGCUAUGGUGUCUGGUACUGUAGGGAUACUAGAACUUCUGGUGAAGUCUGAGGAGAAUUUCAUGACCCCUUACAUAAUGGUUGACUUCCAGCAGGCAUUGUGUCCACUUCUCCAGAAUCCUAGCUACCUGGUCAAAGAAACUGUGACUAAACUCAUCAACACCAUGGGAAAAUGUGGGCACCUGACCUUAGAAUGUUCGACAGUCUUUGUCCGUUUCCUUCUAGAUCAGUGUGUGCUAACAUGUGAUCACCCGUCACCAGAUGGGAAAAAGAUAGAAGAUCAAGAGAAAAAAUUGAAGGAUUUGUGUAGGCAGAGCUUGAGUGAUUGUAUCGUCAACCCUUCCAUGACCAAAGUUCUGUGGCCAUUGCUGCUGGAAUACAUAAUUCCAGGACAAUAUGUCUCCAGCAUUCCCUUUUUACUUAAAUGUGUCCUUCUCAUGGCUACAAAGCUGCUAAGGGAAGAGCGGGCAGCCCUCUCUAUUGUGUAUCCUGAAUAUAACAAUCAAGGGAUUCUGCCAACAUAUACUGCAAAGCAGAGAAUUCCUCGACCUCCAACCCUCUUCCUGCGACUCCUGGUUCUCUCCAGCUCAGCCAGUGUGCUGAAUCAGGAGCACGCAAAGGCUUUGAGAAUACUGGCACUACUCCGUCCUUCAAUCAGUAAACAGUUAGGAAAGUCAUGGGUUUCAAGGAUAAUCUGCCUCCUCAACUACUUAGAAGGUGACAAGAACAACUUCUCCCAAAAAUUAUGGGAUGAGAAACUCCUGUUGUUUCUUGAGUCCACUCUCCGUGGCAUAGCAGCACAGAAUUGGACGGCCUCCUUUCUGGAAGCGAUCACCCUUCAGCUGCCCUUUAGCCACCAACAAUCUCAUGAAAAGAGUUUUCUCUACCGGUCUUGGGGCACCGCCCAGAAGGUAUCAGAAGAGCCCCAAAGUGAAGAACAGCUGUGGGCUUGCCUUGAAUCCAUCAACUGCCAAGAAGCCAUGGAAUGUGAGGGAUUUGCCUGUGGAGUGGGAUUCUGGGCCUCGGCCAAUCUUCACGAGGUGCUACAUGAGCUGAAACGGAUGACAAUCCUCACUAAGAAAGUUCACGAUGGACAGGAGCUGUACUACCUGAAGUUGCCUAGCUGUAAGGAGAUGGUUCAACUCCUUAUGCUCUGUUAUCAGUGUGUAACCCUACUGACGCCAAAUGAGGAGCUCCUUCCCAUCAUGGAAUCUGCAGUUAUUGAGGAGAUAGUGGACUGUUAUGGCUAUGGCCCCAGGAUCAGUAGUAACCCUGAAAUCCAAAGAGAAUUUGUUCAAAGUCUCCUGAUAACUGGGAAAUUUAUGGCUCGGGAAAAAGUCACUUUUCCCAAUGUGCAGCUAAGAGAGAGAUCGAUGAUGUAUCUGUUGGACAUUCUGAUGAUAGAGUCAAAUAAGGAUCUAAGCUCGCAGAUCCUUCCAGACAUCAUGAUUGCCCUGUCUUACUUGGGGGAACUGGACCCUCCAUUGACUGAAGAAAUGUACGACUUGCUCAUCAUCUGCUGCCUUAGGAGAAUAAUCUCUCUCCCACCCUUUGGACAUGACUCUCUGAAGUCAGGGAUCCCCAACCCCCUGAAGUCUCUGUACCAGAAAACCUUUGAAUCUUUGGAUAACAUCAUCUUGACUGUCUUGGAGAAGCAGCCAACCGCAGAAAAUGCAUUUGGGAUAUUCCAACACCUUUCAGAGUGGUUGACCUCAAAAAGAGCUUACGAACGCAUAAGAGCGAUGAAGUUGAGCCAGCUGCUUUUCUCUUUCUACAACUCUUCCGAAGAAAAGAAAUUACUGCCACACCUGGGCUUCUUUGUUGGCACCCUGGUUCCACGGUGCUUUGACCAGGUGACCCCUAUCCACAAGUGGGCAUCCAGCACCCUCCUGUCAAUCCUCCAGGAGAAUCGGGACCCCAGCGUGGACUACUUGGAAGGCAAGGCAGAUGAGUUUGAACUUAAACUGAGAGCUUCGCACUGGACUCUUAAUACUCCUCACUUCAGGCCUACUGAUUUAGCAUGGUUUAUCUAUGAGCAUCUUCCUUCCAUGGAACUCAUGCCUUUCCUGCUGACCACCUUGGAUGGAGUGGAUGAAGACGUGACCCUGUCCGGCUCCAUCAUUGCCGUAUUGAGGAAUAUGAUGUACAUCACUGGCACCAGACUCAAGGAUGAGAUACCGCUUCUGCUGACUCUCCUGGUAGGAAAACUGCACAUUUUCAAGGAUGAAGUAGUAAAGAGAGAAAUAAGAACUACAAUCCAAGAUCUGGCCCAAGUGAGUCCAAAAACUGUGGUGACCAGCCUCUUGAUGAGUUCACUUCCUUAUAGCAGGGAUGUCCGAGAGAUUUGGAAACUGAUUGGCAACAAUUCCAGCCUGGCAUGCAUUGCACUACCAAUCCUCCUCCAGCCUAAUCAUAAGGCAAAGAAAAGAAGAGGGUCCAAAAUCCUUGAAGAAGAGUUCUCCUUCACAGCAAAAGCACAGGCUUUAUGGGAAGUCAUGGCUGCCCUACAAUGUAAAGAACCGUUGGAAGGAAUAGAGAAUGAAAUAUUCACCACCUACCUCCUCUCUCUUCCUCUGUACAACACAUUGCGUCUCUCUGAGUCCCAGAUACAAACCAUGGAGGAUGGACUCAAGAACUUACUGGAACUCCGAGGAUUCCAUGAUGCUGUCGUCCAGACAGAGGAAGCAGGAGGAUGGAAACUCCUCACUAACUUCCAGUCCCUACACAUGGGAGUGAUUGAGUUGGUCAGAGCUUUGACUAAGUUUCCCAUUAUCCUGAAUCGCAAUGUUCUGGACAGCCUCUUACCUUUCCUGAUGUCAUCAAAGGAAGACUCCCGUAUGGUCUGCACUGCCCUUUUUUCAGAGCUUUUAGGUGACUUGAAACUGGGGAAGCUGGAGAAACCCUCAUUGAAGGAAGCCCUGAAAUUAAUAAUAAAAAACUCCAUGGAUGUCAACCCCACCAUCCGAUUCUUGACAGUGAGAGGGCUAGGAAAUUCUCUCAUGGGGCUACCCAAGAAAGCUCUAAAGUAUAAGAAGACCAUUUUCAAGGUGCUAAUAGACACACUAUGCUGGGCUUGGGAGCCCAGGAUAAUUGAGGAGACCUUAGUUGUACUUGGGAAAUUUCUCCCUUUACUAGAGACCUUGAAACAGCCUACUGCAGUACAGCUAGCUCUCCUGGUCCGGGCCCUGUUCACUGAUGGAAAAUCCAGUUUACGUUUGGCCGCAAUCCACCUCUUUGACCUCCUGAUCUCUUAUUUCGAUAAGAAGAAGCCUGUUUAUUUGAUUCAAGUGGGAAAGAGCUUGGGCUCACUUCUGAUGCUUCUUCAAGACAGUGAUCCUCUGGUGGUAGAAACUUGCAAGGCUGUGCUUUUGAAGUGCUGCUCAUUUCUCGGUCAGACACCCCUGAAAAACCUGCUGGAGAACAUCCGAUAUGAAGGGGAGAUCAAUUUCCCCCAGCUCUACGAUGAUAUCUGUAAACUCCUGAUUGAGAAUUAUCCUGACCCUGGUACAGUGCCUUCAGAGGCGAUAGCAGCGUCCACUGCUGAGAUUCUUAGCUACCUGAGAGAUCAGAAUACAAAGAUGAGUAGAUCAGAGAGCACCAAGGAACUCUUCAAACUAUUAUAGCUCAUUCCUGGACUCUCCUGGACUUCAGCUCUGAGCUGAAGACACCCAUAUUACAAAGAAGAGUCCGGCGAUACAAGUACAACACUGGCUGCCACAGUUCCUGAAGAGGAAGCCUUUGCAACCUCCAUGGGCUCUGGGAAGUGGAGAAAGAAAUAGCCAGGGCCAGGAACAUGAUUGCCUGAAUUCCACUUG